This is a messenger RNA of Plasmodium gonderi, 1623 nucleotides long. RefSeq names its product variable surface protein. The transcript has 3 exons. The record is from RefSeq and is a predicted model, not a curated record. Lineage: Eukaryota; Apicomplexa; Aconoidasida; Haemosporida; Plasmodiidae. The coding region runs from base 1 to 1623 and encodes 540 amino acids.
AUGAAAGCGAAAUAUUAUAAAAUUGUUCUUAUUUCAUUCAGAAUGCCAGUAGUUGUUACGACAAUUGAAUCUACAGGGUCCAAGAAAGAGAAAUGCAUUGACAGUAUCAUAGAACACAUAAAUGAAAUUGAACAUAAAUAUCAUAAUAUUUAUGAAAAUGAUAAAACAUUGCUCUGUCCAAAAUGUGAGCAAUUAACUACCUAUUUAAAUAACGAAAAUUGUGAGAAAAAUGUAAUAUAUUCUUUGUAUAAUUCAGAAAUAUCUAAUGUACUAAAUAUUUGUGCUAAGUCCAAUUGUUCUAGCAAUAUUUCACCAGAUGAUGCAAUAUUUUUAGAAUAUGUAUCAAAAGAACAACAAGUAAAUGAAAGUAGUCAAAGAGAAUUAACUGAACCAGAACGGAAUCAACAAAAAGAUCAUUCACAAUCUGAUGUAAAACUUCUUUCUAGCUCUUCUCAAACUCCAGAUGUAGAAUAUGAAUCAGUGAGUAAAAAUCCAUCUAGUGCACAUGUACAGGAAGAGCCUUCGUCAAAAUUAUUGUCUUCCUUUGUUCCUUCACAAAAUGCAGAAUUAAAUACCAAUGGAACUUUUCCUUCUCCACAAACAGAAUCUACUGAUGAACAUGGUCCAAGCAAUAAAUUGGAAGUAUCUGUAUCAGGUACAACACUUCUUCCAAAAAAAUUACCUGAUUCUAAUGCUGACAGUUUAGAGAAUGACGGAAUCCUGGGUCAAAUCAGUGAACUCCUUGUUACAGAAGUCUCCAAUGUGGUAAACUAUUUAUACAGAACAAUUUUUUCAGGAGUAUUUGGCUAUUCAAAGUAUGAACAAAACAAAAAGGGUGAUACAGAUACUGAUCAAAUUCAAUCAGGUAGGCCAGUUACUACUAAUACAUAUUCAACUCACUUGCGCAAUGAAGGUGCACGUGAUAGUGACACACCUUCCAGCGAUGGAAAACUUGGUGAUGUUCAUAAUGGUAACUCACCUUCUGGUAUUAUAAAUACAUGUGAAACAAAUACUAAUAUUGCAAAGGAUGGUAUAAAAUGUACAAAUGGACAAGGAAUGCAUGAAAAAAAUAAUAGUGCCCAACGUAAUCAUUACAACCCCCAUGACAAUACAGUUGCUUCAGGUAAAAAUUCUAACAAAGCAACUGUAAAUAGUCAAUCAUCUCGUAGCUCACCUAGUAAAGAAUUAACAGACGAAAAAGUAACGUCUGUUAGUUCUAGUAAGGUUUCAAGUGCACCUAAUAUAUCACCCAAUGGGACGACAAAUACAACUUCUAUUUAUAGUUCUUUUGUAGAAAAUGCAAAAGCAAGUGAAGAUGGGUCACUUGUUACUACAGGUACAGAUGGUAUGGGUACCACAGGAAGUGGCAAUGUGCUAGAUGGAUCAGAUGGGAAUGCUCAAACAACACCAUAUAUAUUAUAUAUUGUAAUAAUUGUAGUAUCCUUAACAAUAGUAAUAUUAUUCAUACUUCUUAUAAAAUACACUUAUUUGUCAAGGCUCUUCUCUAACGAAAAGAGAAGGAAAAGAAAAGCGAUAGAAGAUAAAUUGCAUAAAAUAUUGAUAGAACCAUCAGCUUCAAAAGAGAAACGUAUCCAAUUGGCAUAUAAUUCUUUUGAAAAUUGA